UUAUAUGGUAACUGUGAAGGAGAAAAUCUGCUUUUCCUCCAAGUAUCAAAAUGGCUUCCAACGUUUCGUAUAAUCAAGAAAAGCCCCAAUCAAAGGUUUUCGAAGAAGAGCCUGAAGCAACUGGAGUCGCAGCAUUUUUGGCUAGUCAUUUUAAAAAGCAUGAUGAUCUUCGAGAAAUGCUUGACAACAGUAAAGAUGGUCCAAAACUUGACGCAAUGCGAAGGAUCAUUGGGAUGAUGGCACAAGGAAAAGAUGUGUCUGAAUUGUUUCCUGCUGUUGUGAAAAAUGUUGUAUCCAAGAAUAUUGAGGUCAAGAAACUUGUGUAUGUGUACUUGGUAAGAUAUGCUGAAGAACAACAAGAUCUUGCAUUGCUAUCAAUCAGUACUUUUCAACGUGCCUUGAAGGACCCCAACCAGCUUAUCAGAGCAAGUGCAUUGAGAGUUUUAUCAAGCAUCAGAGUUCCUGUGAUUUGCCCAAUAAUGAUGAUAUGCUUAAAAGAGGCUUCUAUGGACAUGUCACCUUAUGUACGAAAAACAGCUGCCAAUGCCAUCGCAAAGCUUUAUAGUCUUGAUCCAGAUCAGAAAGAUGCAUUGGUAGAGAUUAUUGAAAAACUACUACAGGACAAAACUACACUAGUCGCUGGGAGUGUUGUUUAUGCUUUUGAAGAAGUUUGCCCUGACAGAAUCGACUUGGUUCACAAGAACUUCAGAAAGCUGUGCAACAUGUUGAUUGACAUCGAUGAAUGGGGACAGGUUGCUGUUAUAAACAUGCUGACAAGAUAUGCAAGAACUCAGUUUCUAGAUCCAAAUAAAAACGAGGAUAAUUUAAAAGAAGAACAAUUUUACCCAAGCUCUGAGGAGUCUGAAGAUAAUGGAGUUGAAGAGGAGAAAGAAACGACGGAGAAAAAGCAAGCUUACGUCAUGGACAGUGAUCACCGGUUGUUGCUGCGGUCGGCUAAGCCAUUGCUCCAAAGCAGGAAUGCUUCGGUUGUAAUGGCGGUUGUCAAGCUGUACUAUUACUGUGCACCCUCAAGUGAGGUUCAUAUUGUUGUGAGAGCAAUGAUCAGAUUGUUAAGAAGUCACAGGGAAGUCCAGACCGUAAUUUUGAGCAAUAUUGCAACGAUGAGUGUCACACGAAAGGUGCUAUUUCAGCAGUAUUUGAAAAGUUUCUUCGUUCAUUCUGACGAUUCAACUAAUGUCCGGGUUUUGAAGUUGGAGAUCUUAACAAAUCUUGCAACAGAGUCUAAUAUUUCUGUCAUCCUGAGAGAAUUUCAGACUUACGUAACGAGUUCAGAUAAAGAGUUCGCUGUUUCGACCGUACAAGCAAUCGGGCGAUGUGCAUCGAAUAUCCCAGAGGUCACUGAUACAUGCCUGGCUGGUUUAGUCAGACUGCUGUCAAACCGUGAUGAAUCGGUAGUUGGUGAGAGUGUUGUGGUUAUCAAGAAGCUGUUGCAAAAAGAGGCAAAAGAGCACACGGAUAUCAUCGUGCACAUGGCCAAGAUCAUCGAUAAGAUAUCUAUUUCCAUGGCAAGAGCGAGCAUUUUGUGGCUCAUUGGAGAAUACUCGGACCAUGUGCCGAAGAUCGCACCUGAUGUAUUGCGAAAGAUGGCGAAGAACUUUAUCAACGAGGAAGAUAUUGUGAAAUUGCAGAUUGUCACCCUUGGCGCUAAGUUGUUCUUAACAAACCCCAAACAGACAAAAUUGCUUUGUCAAUAUGUUCUCCAGUUGGCUAAAUAUGACCAGAAUUAUGACAUCAGAGAUAGAGCCCGGUUUAUAAAGGUUUUGCUCUUUCCAGGAGAAAAUACUGAGGGUGGGCUAAAGAAGAAAGCGAAAAAAUUCUUUUUGUCAGAGAAACCAGCUCCAGUGAUAGAAUCAAUAUUCAAAGAUCGUGGACAGUACCAGCUUAGCUCCCUCUCUCAUAUGAUCAACGCAAGGGCUAAUGGAUACCAGGAUCUCCCAGACUUCCCUGCGACACAGCCUGAUCCAACUGUCCGCAAUGUUGAGGUUGUCGAUAAAGUUUGGGGUAAUCAACUUUUGGUCACGAAGUCAAAGAAGAAGUCCUCCUUUUACUCCGAUUCAGAAGGCGAAGAAGAAGAGAGCGACGAAGAAUCGGAAGAAGAAUCCGGAUCAGAGGAAAGCGAAGAAGAUGAAGAAAAUUCAGAAGAAGAAGCUACAGAUGAGGAUGUAGAUUCAGAAGCUAGUGAAGAAGAAGACAGCGAAGAAGAAGAUGAUGCCAAAACUGCUAAGGCUGGAAAAAAGGUUAGCAAAGCAGCAGCAGUUGAAAGUUCAGAAGAGGAAGAUGAAGAGUCGGAAGAAGAAUCGAGCGAUGAGUCAGAGUCUGAGGAAGAAACUUCAGAAGAAGAAGAAGUUCAGACGAAAAAAACCAAACCAAAGGAGACAAAGAAGAAGUCUGAUGGUAAAGAUUUUACAAGGAACAAGUCUUCAUAUGACCAACUUCUUGAUAUUGAUUCAAUCGGAGAUCAGCUCCCGGCGAUUGACAGUACAUCAACUGACAUGUUGACUCCAUCUCUUUCUUCGGAAAUGGAAGCUCUGUCAUUGACGUCAUCAAAUGCCUACUCGAUAAAUCCUCAGACUACAGAUGUGCAAAAAACAUACGAACUCUUAAAUCGAAUAGCAGGUGAAGGACUCAGCAUCGAGUACAGAUUCACGAGAGCUCCUUGCAUUUACUCAAAUUCUAUGGUCACUAUUGAAUUAAUUCUUAAGAAUACUUCUGCAAAACCGAUUCAGAAGAUCUCGGUUGGAAGUAAGAGGCUUUCGGCCGGCCUACAAAUGCACGAUUUUCAGGAAAUAGACGUGCUCAAUACCUCACAAACCCUGGCAGUAUCCAUUGGCAUCGAUUUUCGUGACACAACUCAACCUGCCAAUUUUGAUAUUUGCACAAAUACUCGAAAAUUUGCUGUAACAGUCAAACCUCCUGUUGGCGAACUAGUUCAAAGAAAUCCGAUUUCUCAGGACGAAUUCAUAUCCGAGAAAGCGAAGCUAACUGGAAUGACUGAAAGCUGUAUAUCAACUGUGGUGGCUGAUGGACUCAAAGACGCAAAAGCUUUAAUUUCUAAAAUCACACAAAAUAUUAACACUGCGCUGGUCCCUUCAACUGAAGAUCUUGUAUACAGGUUCGCUGCGAAGUUGAUUUCUUCGAGUACACUUGUGCUUCUCACGAUCCAACUCUCCGGCGAAGACAACACUGCAAAGAUUAUCGUUAAUUGCGAAAAGAUCAGUAUUACGUCAUUGUUGUCAAAGGAAGUGUCCAAUAUGAUCUCGUAAUCCAAUCUUCUGAGGUAAUCAGAUAAACAAUAAUUUCUAUCGAAACUGUUUAGAAUUAGCAGAAUUAAUUGUUACAAAGGGAAUUUAUUACAUAAGAAGAGCUAUUUUUUGCAAAUGUAGUUUUUUUAAAAGAUGUUUUCUCUUUAACUAACAACUCAGUUUCAUAGUUCGUUAUUGUUUAUCUCCUUGUACAAUUAUCUGGUUUGUAUUUCUAAAAUUGUGCGAAGUUGGCGCCUUUCUUCCUAUUUCUGCAAACUGGAAAAGAACUGGUCGCAUAUUGCAGCAUAUUUCACCGAUUAGGGUCCAUUGCACAAGCUCCAUUCACCAAAAUUUACUUAUUCAUAGCUGUCGCUUCUGCGGAUGAAAAAAAUUUAAUCUAAAAACUAAUAAACGAGAAACAAUCAACUUAGUCAAUGUCAUAUUAUUCUGCCUUAAUUAUUCCACUGGUCGGCUUCUUAUUCACUUGACUUCCUUAUUUCUCUAAUUUCGUAAUGUCGCCUUAUAUUGUCAUGUCAUAUAGAUUUUAUAUUUCAAAAGCGUCAGCAAGAAAAUAUUACUGUUAGCCUUGUCAUAUCGUUUAUAUCCAGUUAGCAAAAUAGCUUGGAACGAGAAAGCUAGUGUUUUUUUUCUUUUUAAGUUAUAGGGCGUAAUUUUUUCACGUAAUUUCGGCGAGGCGUACAUGAAAAUGGGGAUGAGAAAUAAGGGUAGUAUUGAUCCAACAAAGAUCCACUGUCUUUUUCUGGAUGAAGCUAAUAUUAAUGAGGUAGAUUAUGAGGGAUAAACAGGGGUGCCGCCCUUAAAAGUUAUGAAAGGGUCUGUACUGUAGGCAAAUUCAAAGGCCACACCCAUGAUUACACCCUUACCACACCCAAUAUACUUGGAUUUGUGUUAUAGAAAUCUGCUUGUAUAAGUUGUGUGUAGAAAUCAUUUAAACUAUCCGAUGACACAAACAGAUUGAUAAGCAAUUGCACAUUCAUGAGAAAUCGAUAGUAAAAUAAAGGAUUGCCAACAAAGAAUUCGUUCAACUAAAUGAGGACCCACUUGCUGAGCACCCCUAAAUUUCCUGAAUUUUAACAAAAUGGCUAAGCCCCC
Messenger RNA from Rhopilema esculentum, 4376 nucleotides. Its product is annotated as AP-3 complex subunit beta-1. The record is from RefSeq and is a predicted model, not a curated record. Gene Ontology annotation, cellular component: AP-3 adaptor complex; membrane coat. Gene Ontology annotation, biological process: intracellular protein transport; vesicle-mediated transport. Lineage: Eukaryota; Metazoa; Cnidaria; Scyphozoa; Rhizostomeae; Rhizostomatidae.